Messenger RNA from Ilex paraguariensis (yerba mate), 462 nucleotides. The record is from the annotation of a GenBank genome assembly. NCBI's taxonomy places the organism in Eukaryota, Viridiplantae, Streptophyta, Magnoliopsida, Aquifoliales, Aquifoliaceae.
AUGGAAGAGAACAAACAGCCCUUCCUCAGACUUGUGGGGAGAUUUUUCCAAACCUCUCACGUCAUUUGUCCUGCUCAGCCAUCUUCUUCACUUCACUUGAGCUCUGUGCGAAGAACAAACGCCACAUCCAGCGAAUCAACGGCGUUACUCCAACGAAUCACAGGCGUUUCUCCGGCUACAGCCUUGCAUGAUGAGGAUGGCCUUUCUGUUUUUACUGGUCUGCAUUGCUUCUGCAGAACUGUUCUAGCUGGCUGGAGGAUGCAGGUUCAGGUUUGGGCAAUUUGUAGGCAGUCUGUGUUUUGCUCAGCUGCUUCAUGGGCUGUUGAAAGUUUUACCGAGGGAAAUGAAGGUGACGAACUGAGUUUAGAGAAAUUUCAGAAGCUGGGUUGGAGUUACAAGGCAGUUGAAGAAACUUUGGUGGAUUCCGUUGAAAGCUACAAACAAGCUGGAAUUCUGGAGUAG